AUGGCGAGUUCGUCGGAGAAGGCGCCUUCCCCUGCAGCGGCGGAUCUGCCGGAGCGAGGUAAGAUUACGGUGGCCAGCGGCAAACCAAAGAAGAAGACGAGGAGGAUGACGCAGGAGGAGAUCGACAGCUGCAUCCGGUACAAGGGCGUGCGCAUCCCCGUCGACUCCGUCCGCAAGGCGAGCAAGCUGAGGCUGGCCCUCACCAACCUCGACGACCUCGGCAGCCUCCCGGUGUCCCCGGACGAGCUGGAUGACUACGUCACCAACAUGAUCCGGGAGGUGAACGCGAUCGAGGAUGACUUCCAGAAAGAGAGAGACGAGAUCGCGAAGGAGUACUACGCAAAGGGCUACGUCGAGCGCGAGGUCAGCGACGACGACGAAGCAGGAGGCAGCAACCCCCGUGUGGAGAUGGGCUCGCCCUCGCCCAUUUCCGGAAGCACCGUAACCGUAAGCAAGCUCAACUGA
Triticum turgidum subsp. durum (durum wheat) is the source of this 465-nucleotide messenger RNA. NCBI's taxonomy places the organism in Eukaryota, Viridiplantae, Streptophyta, Magnoliopsida, Poales, Poaceae. The record is from the annotation of a GenBank genome assembly.